AUCUCUACUCCUUGGUGUAGAACGACUUUUCUUUAUGCGAGUUUCUAUAUUGGAUCCAUCUCACCUGUUAUUCUUUUUUCAAAUUCAAAGAUCUUUAUUAAUUUUAGUUCUCUCAUUACUUUUGAGCAAUUCGAAUGAUUAAAUGUUUUGUAUUUCCAUUUUUGUGAUAUUUCCCUGAAUCUCUGUUUACCCAAUUGAGUUGUUGCGCCUUACAAUUCAAGAAAAAUGAGUAGAUUAUGAGCUAGCCACGUUGUCUCACUCUAAUUUCCAAUUUCACCGUUUGAGAUCAGAAAAAGGAAGUCCCUUGUCCCGUUGCUGUUGCUUUUACUGCCUCUUCUCUCUCUUUCUUUAUAUUUGUGGCGCCAAUUGGGUAGUUAUGGUGAGAGAGCAAAGGUUAGGGUCUUUUUAUGCUCACCUCCGUGAAUCAGUCUCGUCUUCAUCUAUUUCUCCUCUGCUUAUAUUCCCCUCAACUUCUGAUGUUGAUUCACUAUGUGCUCUUAAAAUCAUUUUUCAUAUUCUUGAAUCUGAUUCUGUCCGCUAUUCUUGCUAUCCCGUCUCCUCUUUCGAAGAAAUUCACAAAUAUGCUGGCGCUGAAAUGAGUUCACCAUCAAGUGAACCCACUUCAAUCCUCUUAAUUAAUUGGGGUUGCCAGCGUGAUUUGCGGAGGUUACUCAAUUUAGGCCGAGGGGUGCGUGUUUUUGUCAUUGACAGUCACCGUCCCAUCCAUUUGCAUAACCUAAGCGAGAAAAAUGACGGUGUGAUUGUGCUUUACACGCAUGAUGAUGAGCAACAAGCUGACUUAGCUUAUGAUUUUGAUGUUUCGGCUUUGGCUAAUGCGAGCGAGUUGAAUAGUGAUGAUGAGAGUGACAGUUCAGAUAGUGAAGAGGAGGAAGAUAGUGAAAGUGAGGACGAAGAGGAUGGAAGUGGUGGGUCGAGAAAGCGAAGGAGGGUUUCAAAAGAGAAUGAAGAUGACCCACUUCAGCUUUUCAGGAAAUUGAAGAGGGAAUAUUAUCACAUGGGUACUUUCCAUGGAAAGCCCUCAGGGUGGUUGAUGUUUGACUUAUCACAUUCUUUGAGGAAGAACACAAAUGAAUUGCUUUGGUUGGCUUGUGUUUCGCUAACUGAUCAGUUUGUUCACGAGAGAUUAACAGAUGAGAGGUACCAAGCCGGGGUUAUGGAGCUUGAGCAACAUAUAAACAGUUCGGGUAAUUUAGAGGCUGUUUCUAUGGUGACUCUCAAAGAUGGAACAAAGAUUCGAGCACCUGAGUCAUCAAGGAUUGCAUAUGAAGAUGAGCCACGACUUAUGUUAUUAAGGGAGUGGAGUUUGUUUGAUUCGAUGCUGUGUUCUUCAUAUAUUGCCACAAAAUUGAAGACGUGGAGCGACAAUGGAAUGAAAAAGCUAAAACUUCUCCUUGCAAGAAUGGGAUUUGCGCUUGUGGAUUGCCAACAGAAGUUUCAAUACAUGAACCUUGAAGUGAAGCGAAAGAUGAAAGAUGAAUUUGAACGGUUUUUACCUGAAUAUGGUCUUACUGAAUUUUACUAUAGGAGUUUCUUGAGGCUUCAUGGCUAUAGCUCCAGGGUGUCUGCAGCAGAUGUGGUCUAUGGGGUUACUGCAUUGCUUGAGUCAUUCGUUGUAUCUGAUGGCUCUUGUGCUUCCAAGCAGUUUGGGGAGGCAUAUGAUGCACUGUCUUUGAACAACCUUGAUAAGUUGAAAGUUGGAAUGCAACAAGCAAUCAAGGUACAACGAGCAAUUCUUAGACAAGGAAGUACAGCAAUAACAAAAAGUGGCUCUAUCAGAAGUGGAGGAAAGUUCAGAUGGGUAAAGCUUGAGGAUUCAGUGGACACAAAGUUGUUGGGUUGCCCACAAGCUUUGACUAAAUUCUGCUACUUUUUGAUGGAUGCCUUGAGAGAGAAAGGAGCUAAGGCAAAGCCCUUGCUUUGCGCAUGCUUAUCACAAGAACCAGACAAGAUGUUGAUUGUUGGGGUUUGUGGAAAGCCUCGACUUGGGGCAGUUCAAGGUAACGCCUUUGGAGUUGCAUUCAGAAAUGCAGUUGAGGAGAGUGGAGCCGAGUUCUUUCAUGAGUUGUUUGAAUCUUCAUGGAUUGUUUUAGAUAAAGGUGCAGUUAAUAAUUUUAUGAUUAGAUUAACUGAGAAGCUAUGAUGGAGAACUCUGUCUACUGUCCAGUUACAUCUCUCUCUCUCUCUCUCUCUCUUUUUUCCUUCUUUAUGAAUUUAUCUGAUUCUGAUCUUUCUCCCUACAAUCUAGUGGGGUUGCUCUCGGGAAAGGGCACAUGUUCGUUUCUCUAAUUUUCUUUUUUCCUGCAACGUUUGAAAUGAUUCAUAAAUGCAAAGUCAAAUUUGAUUCAAGUCCAUCUAGAAUUCUUUCCUCCUUAUCUUUUAACUACUUUCUCCACAACUCGCUUCUUGUCAUCUCGGAUUGACAAUAGUAAUUGUAUUUUGUUUUAGUUUUGUUUACAUUCUUCCAUUGUCUUGUGUGGUGAAAGCAGAGGAAAGAUCCCAAAUUUUGCUGUGUAAAGACAGAAUACAACCGAGUAAUUGCUUGUUUAUAUCAUAUGUUGUAGUUAUUCUUUAGCUGUAAA
Molecule: messenger RNA, 2600 nt
Organism: Hevea brasiliensis (rubber tree)
Lineage: Eukaryota; Viridiplantae; Streptophyta; Magnoliopsida; Malpighiales; Euphorbiaceae
Exons: 1
Coding region: 377-2161 (594 amino acids)
Biological process (GO): double-strand break repair via break-induced replication; mitotic DNA replication preinitiation complex assembly; DNA replication initiation
Cellular component (GO): DNA replication preinitiation complex
Molecular function (GO): DNA replication origin binding; chromatin binding; single-stranded DNA binding
Source: RefSeq, a predicted model, not a curated record